UGCUGCGGGGCCGGGCCGUGCAUGGCGGAGGGCGCGGCGCUGCGGGCUGUGAGGGGCUAUCUGGCCGCCUUCCCGCGGGAGGCCCGCGAGCUGGGCUGGCCGGAGUCCGUGCCCUAUCUUGAUAGGCCUCCGUCCCCGCUGGAGUUCUAUCGAGAGUGGGUGAGUCCGAAUAAACCCUGCAUAAUCCGCAACGCCAUCAGCCACUGGCCGGCUCUGAAGAAAUGGACCUCAGCGUACCUCAGGGAGGUGGUAGGUCCCAAGGUGGUGAGCGUGGCAGUGACACCAAAUGGUUAUGCAGAUGCAGUGUUUCAGGACCGUUUUGUUAUGCCAGAGGAGCGCCAAAUGCCUUUCAUGGACUUUUUGGACAUUGUGGAGAAGAAAGUGACCUCUCCCAAUGUAUUCUAUGUGCAGAAGCAGUGUUCAAACCUCACUGAGGAGUUCCCUGAACUUGUCUGUGAUGUGCAGCCUGACAUACCAUGGAUGAGCGAGGCACUGGGGAAGAAGCCUGAUGCUGUGAAUUUCUGGCUUGGGGAGUCAGCUGCUGUGACGUCUUUACAUAAAGAUCAUUAUGAGAACUUGUACUGUGUAGUAUCUGGAGAGAAAUAUUUUCUGCUGCAUCCACCAAGUGACCGUCCCUUCAUCCCAUAUGAGCUCUAUCAGCCAGCAACCUACCACCUAUCAGAAGAUGGUUCAUUUGAAAUUGUGGAUGAGACUACUGCAGAGAAGGUGCCCUGGAUCCCUCUGGACCCCUUGAACCCUGAUCUGGAACUGUAUCCAGAGUAUGCUCAGGCAAAGCCUUUGAAGUGUACAGUGAAAGCUGGUGAGAUGUUAUAUCUACCUUCUCUCUGGUUCCAUCAUGUUCAGCAAUCACAUGGCUGUAUUGCAGUGAAUUAUUGGUAUGACAUGGAAUAUGACAUUAAGUACAGCUAUUAUCAACUACUAGAUUGUCUCACAAAAGCUGUGAAAAUGCUAUAGCAAAGGUGGGAGACUCGAGCCUGUGAUGUCUGUUUCUGAUGUGAUGCGAUCAUCAGCAUCUGUGACUGGAAUACAAACGUGAUUCUCCCCAAAAGAACUGAACAUUAAAUUAUGGUCAACAACGCAUGCUGAACACAUCACGGCUAUUUUUCUUGAUUUCAGAGUCCAGACCAAUUGGCCAGAUAUUUUGGCUUGUAAGUAGAACUUUGAUAAUAGGAUUUUUAGGCCUUUGCAUGUUGCCUUGGUGAUGGUGAACAAAAUAAAAUGUGAAGGGAGAUAAUCCAGGUUUUGAAAAUCCCAAAAUGGAAGCCCUGACUGUUUGUUUAGAUCUACAGAUUGUUUUCAUUACAACCCAAGUGGACAAGGAAGGAUCUGCUCUAUGCAUCAGGCUUCAACAGUCCAGUGUAUGCAUUCUGCUUAAGGCAAAAGUCUGUCCUGUUGUAAUUCUUUAAGUUCAGUGGCUGUGGUGUCUUGAUGGUGAGAAACUACAAUUUCUGCAAUAAAUAGGUCAGUUUAAACCUUAUUUCUGUAAUUAUUUACUUUUUUUUUCCAAACUAAACAAUGGCUGAAGGACGUCUGGGAGGACAUGCAAAAGUCAGUGUUGGCUAUUUUCCAAUAAAAAGCUACAUGUUUUUAGUGCUGUUUUUUUUUCUUUUCACUGAUGUAUUUAAACAUAACUGCAUUCUCUUGCAUCCUGAGGGAUGAUUUUAGAGUUGCUCUGCCAUAUCUGCAGUCAAUCUGCGUAUCAUCUGUGGUCUCAUGGCAUGAGGUGUGAUUCUGCAGCUUGUAAGCUGCAGAUUGUUUCAUUCCAUUGCCAUUAAUUGCUGCUUAGAGCAUGGUCAGGCAAGUUGUUUGAACCAGGAGCCUGGUUCAAACAGCCAUAAUUCCCAUUUUUAUUUCCACAGAAUGGGAUGGGACUACUCAUGUGUCUGAGACCCCCAGGGUAGGACAAGAAGUCUCUUAAAUACACAGACAUUGCAAAAAUGUAGUAUUGUUGUUUAUGAAAACCAAAAGCUGGUGUUUAUUGUCAAAUCUUCAAACAGAUCCUUAGAAACAUUUUUAAUAUGGGGGAAAUUACUUAUU
Camarhynchus parvulus is the source of this 2058-nucleotide messenger RNA. It is a transcript of the gene JMJD7, whose product is annotated as jumonji domain containing 7. The record is from RefSeq and is a predicted model, not a curated record. Lineage: Eukaryota; Metazoa; Chordata; Aves; Passeriformes; Thraupidae. The transcript is spliced from 8 exons. The coding region runs from base 22 to 975 and encodes 317 amino acids. Gene Ontology annotation, molecular function: 2-oxoglutarate-dependent dioxygenase activity.